Molecule: messenger RNA, 1527 nt
Organism: Talaromyces atroroseus
Lineage: Eukaryota; Fungi; Ascomycota; Eurotiomycetes; Eurotiales; Trichocomaceae
Exons: 1
Coding region: 1-1527 (508 amino acids)
Biological process (GO): regulation of DNA-templated transcription
Molecular function (GO): DNA-binding transcription factor activity
Source: RefSeq, a predicted model, not a curated record
AUGAUUAUCAAGCAAAACGACAAGCACAACCGACAGGGCAGCAAAAUGAUCAAUCCAAGAGUAAAAAAACGCAAAAGCGCGAAAAUAAGAGCCUCAAAACCCGCCAAAUCUACCACUCCUGCUAUCACUCCUACUACUAGUUCUGAGGUCGACAGCACAGCACCACGAACAGCCAUAGACAGAGUCCCGGCCGGCAGAGAGCGUCGUCGCAUUCAAAUGCGAAUUGCCCAGCGCGCCUAUCGACAGCGUAAACAAGAUGAGAUAUACAGCCGACAAAAGCAGUUGUCCGAAAGGGACUGUCUCAUCGCCCAAAUGAAGACUGCGUUUGAUGCGCUGAGUUCGAGGCUUGUCGAUUUGGAUGUUCUCUCUUUCUACCCGGAUUUGUCGCAGCCUGUGCAGGAUAUGGCGCAAGCUUUCGAGGCCCUGGCGCAGAUGAAGAGUGCUACGGGCUCAACUGCUGCAGCACCUGCACCAGCACCUGCACCUGCAUCGACAGCCACGGCAGAGACGAAGGAUACGGACACGGGGUUGUAUAGUCUCUUUGGUGGAUUUGAGCAACAGCAGUGGACAGAUAUACAUGACUUUGGUGGAGAUAUUAGUUCGGGCCAACAGCAGCUUAGCAUGGGUAUAACAGUGCCUCCUCCAUACGUAACAGCUGGCCUGAGACAAGCGUAUAAUUUGCAGGACUUUUCGAACCAUUAUCUUCAUGGUCAGUCGCAGAGUCAUCAAUUCCAGCAGUUUACUGGCAAUAAUGAACGCCAUUACGGUAGCACCACAACAACCUCUUCUGUCGCGAGUACGGGAAUCAACGACCUUAAAAUCCCAAUCUCCAUGGACAUCAAACCGCCUACAUCAUACGCCUUCCAAGAAACAACAUUCGCGCGCCGACUCAUGCGAGUCUGCACCGAAGCUGCCUAUCGAGUCUUAAUGAGCGGCGACUUACCAUCGGCGUCCUCCAAGGAGGCGCGCGUUUUCAAACUCGCCUACCGACUGUGGAGUAAGAAAUAUCUAGUCGAAAAGUUUCAAUUGGCAUUAUCAAGCGGCGACCCAUCUGUGCCCACCAUCCCUUUUGUAUCUCUCGGCGGUGCGGGCACUCACUACAUUCACGCGACAAUGGAUCAACAGCCGGACAAAUCCGCAAUGCCCGUCGCAAGCGGCCCCAUGGCAAUACACAUUGCACACAUUCGCCAUGACGGAGCCGGCACGAGUCUGGAUGGGAUCAUGUCCUCGCUCGGCCUGUUGAACGACGAAUGGUUUGAUGCGCUGGAUGUCGAUCUUUAUCUACGAAGCAUGGGGAUUAACCUUGAGGCACAUUCGACAAACCACAGGUUUCUACUGCCCGCAAAUCCAGAUGUUGCAUCUAAAGUGGUGGCUACAUCACGGGCAAUGGGGGGUUCUGCUCAGGGGGUGAAUUUGCAGGAUUAUGUACCUGCUGUAGUGAAUGUUGAUCGGUUUAUGGAUUGUAAAACCUUUUCUUUCCUCCCCUACUCGCCCCCCCCAACUCCAUCUUUCUCUUCAGUAAUGUGA